Molecule: messenger RNA, 2617 nt
Organism: Acomys russatus (golden spiny mouse)
Lineage: Eukaryota; Metazoa; Chordata; Mammalia; Rodentia; Muridae
Gene: Mylk3
Product: myosin light chain kinase 3
Biological process (GO): positive regulation of apoptotic process; protein phosphorylation; intracellular signal transduction
Cellular component (GO): nucleus; cytoplasm
Molecular function (GO): protein serine/threonine kinase activity; ATP binding
Source: RefSeq, a predicted model, not a curated record
UUACCAGCCUCGGACCAUGGCCUUCCAGACGCUAUCACCUAAGUGAGAAGCCAGCCUGCCUGCGGUACUUCGUUUCCUUGUCUUUGCCCUUACCAAACCGGAACUGGAAUGUCAGGGGUUUCAGAGGAGGAUCCUGAGGGUCUGGGCCCCUUGAGCCCGCCAGCGUCAGGCAGAGCCUGCUUAGCCACCAUGGACAAAAAACUUAACGUGCUGAGCGAGAAGGUCGACAGACUCUUGCAUUUCCAAGAAGACGUCACAGAAAAGUUGCAUUGUAUGUGCCGAGGCAUGGACCACCUGGAACAAGGCUUGCAGCGGCUGGAAGCCUCCCGGGAGUUGGCUCUGGGAGAGCCUGGCAGCACUCCCCCAGCCACGGCUCAGGCCGCGUGGCCCGAGAUCCUGGAGCUGGUGAGGGCUGUGCGGCAGGAGGGCGCCCAGCAUGGUGCCAGGCUCGAAACCCUCUUCAAGAUGGUGGCAGCUGUGGACAGGGCGAUUGCCUUGGUAGGGGCCACAUCCCAGCACUCAAAGGUGGAUGCUUUCAUCAUGCAAGGCAGCGUGGCCUGCAGGAAAGGCAGCCUGGCUGAUGGCCCUGAGGAGAGCAAGGAGCAGGCAGAGGGUACGGGAGUAAAGCCAAGGCAUGUGCUGAGUACCGGAAGUGCGCAAGCUGACCCCUCCAGGAGGCUGUGGGAAGAAAGCCCGGAGGAGGACAUACCAGCGGGGACAGUGGCAAGGCUGCCUCUCAUUUUCAAUACUCCAUCAAAGGGAGCUGACUUCACCCAGGCAGGAGCCUCACUGAGGCAGGGUGUUGAAGUUCUUAGCCCAGGUCAAGUGUCCCCACCCACAGAAGCAGAGUCCAGGAUCCCUGCAGUAUCCAGUGAGAACCCUGGGACUACCCUGGAACUGUCUGUGGCGAUCGGCAGAAUCAGCGAGGUCCUCACUAGCCUCACGAUGUCACAAAGUGCAGGUGGAGGAAGCUCGCCCAGCAAGCCUGACUGUUGUCUCUCAGAAGAGGCCAAGUGGCCGAGUUCAGGGCCUAGCCCUCAGCCCCUAGGGCCACUGACUCCAAGUGGUGAGGUCCACAGUCCCAGGAUCUCUAUCCAUGUGCCAGAGAUGGCUACUCCUGGGAAGCUGCUGGAGACACAGAGGGGCAGCCCCAUUGCUUCUGCAGAAACUCCAGUGGUUGCCCACCCUGAGGAGCAGGACCCACAUCCCAAAGGCUCUGGGACUGAGUUGGAAGACCAGAUCCCUAAAGGAGCCAGACCAUUUCCACCCCUGCUAAAAAGGAGCAGCAAUGCGGAAGCAAGCACCGAGGAGACAGGGCCUGGGGCUGAGCCUAUUAUAGGAUCGAAUUUGGCCACAAGGGACUGGGGAGGUGAGACUGUCAGGACCACAGACCUGCAGCAAGACGUAGACCCAGGAGCAAGGAACUCUGAGCCUGGGAAGGACCACACAGCCAAGGGUUCAGAGAGAAAUGAAGCCGGAAGGAGGGUGUCUACUGCUGCAGAGGCUGCCAUUACGGUUCUAGAUGACAGUGCAGCGCCCCCAGCCCCGUUUGAACACCGGAUAGUGAGCAUCAAGGAUACCCUGAUCUCAGCAGGCUACACAGUGUCCCAACAUGAAGUCCUGGGAGGGGGCCGGUUUGGCCAGGUGCACAGGUGUAUGGAGAGGUCUUCUGGCCUUGCCCUGGCAGCCAAGAUCAUCAAAGUGAAGAGCGUAAAGGACCGGGAGGAUGUGAAGAAUGAGAUCAACAUCAUGAACCAGCUCAGCCAUGUAAACCUCAUCCAGCUUUAUGACGCCUUUGAGAGCAAGAACAGCUUCACGCUGAUUAUGGAGUAUGUGGAUGGAGGUGAACUCUUUGACCGGAUCACAGAUGACAAGUACCACCUGACUGAACUGGACGUGGUUUUGUUCACAAAGCAGAUCUGUGAGGGUGUGCACUACCUCCACCAGCGCUACAUACUGCACCUGGAUCUCAAGCCGGAGAACAUACUGUGCGUCAGCCAGACAGGACAUCAAAUUAAGAUCAUUGACUUUGGGCUGGCUAGAAGGUACAAGCCUCGGGAGAAGCUAAAGGUGAACUUUGGUACUCCGGAGUUCCUGGCCCCGGAAGUUGUUAACUAUGAGUUUGUCUCAUUCCCAACAGACAUGUGGAGUGUGGGAGUUAUCACCUACAUGCUGCUCAGCGGUCUGUCUCCGUUUCUAGGGGAAACAGAUGCGGAGACCAUGAAUUUUAUUGUGAACUGCAGCUGGGAUUUUGAUGCCGAUACCUUCAAAGGGCUGUCAGAGGAAGCCAGGGACUUUGUUUCCCGGUUGCUCAUCAAAGAGAAGAGCUGCAGGAUGAGCGCCACACAGUGCCUGAAACACGAGUGGUUAAAUCACCUGCCGGCCAAGGCUUCAGGCUCCAACGUUCGUCUCAGGUCCCAACUACUGCUGCAGAAAUAUAUGGCCCAGAGCAAAUGGAAGAAACAUUUCCAUGUGGUGACUGCAGUCAACAGAUUAAAGAAAUUUCCAACAUGUCCCUAAUCUCCAACUCCGCUGCUCCAUCGGGCCAGGAAUUCUUGAGGCAACAUCAAGUGGUCAUAUGAAAAUAUUGUUCAAGAUUUUCUGUAGUCCGGCGCUU